GUGAAAUACACCUGUUGACAUGACUUACGUAAACACGUCCCCCACGAACUAAAAAGUGCUCCUCUCCGGAGUAUACGGUUGCCUUGCCGACGAUACUGCAGGCGUAGACUACAGUGAACGCGGAAGACAGACCGUUCCGUGUUCUGUAUUUACAGUCGGCUAGUAGACAGCAUUUCGGACAAUUCAGUAGUGUUAGUCGCAUUUCGAUGGCGCUUUUAAUGGAAAAUCAAUUCAUAGACCUCCCAGCCGACAAAACACUGGAUACAAAGUUGUUUCUGGAGUCCGUGUCAUAUCUUCCGUCUUUUUUUGACUGCCUGGGGUCAAAAGUAUUUGCCCCUAUUAAAUCAGACAUCAGUGGAAAUAUAACGAAAAUCCGAGGUGUUUAUGACAAGGACCCUGUCAAGUAUGCAACACUACAGCAGAUAGUAGAGGCAGAGAAGGAGGCCUAUGGAGCUGAGUGGCCCAAAGUGGGAGCCACCUUGGCCCUAAUGUGGCUGAAGAGAGGUCUCCGUUUCAUCCAAAUCCUGCUGCAGAGCUUGGCAGAUGGAGAGAAAGACGAAAACAACCCUAACCUCAUCCGUGUCAACAUCACCAAAGCUUACGACCAAGCCCUAAAGAAGUACCAUGGCUGGCUAGUGCAGAAGAUUUUUAAGGCUGCGUUGCUUGCAGCACCCUACAAGUCGGAGUUCAUCAAGGCCCUGUCAAAAGGUCAAGUGGUCACAGAGGCAGACUGCAUGGCUAGUGUACGCCAGUUUCUUGUGAAUUACACGGCAACAGUGGAUGCCAUCUACGAGAUGUACACAGCGAUGAAUGCAGAGCUGGACUAUACUGUCUGAUGUUCUUUCUCAAACCGGACCAUAGCAGCGUCCUGCACAUUACUGUAUUUCAGUCUGGUUUGCCAUCCCUUUCUCUGGUGAUGGAACCAUCCAGCUGUUCAGGCUUGAGGAUUUUAUUUGAAAGAAUAUGUCUUCAGCUGUCAACAUUUUUACUGACUUUUGUGUCUAUUUGUUUAUCCCCCUCCCUACUGAAAGUUGAUGGUUCAUCUAGUGAAGUGUUGCUACUGGACGGAAGACCUGUGGCAUAUCCUGCAUCAACUGUUGUCUAUAUUCAAGAAAUUUACAACAUUGUUAAAUGUAUGGAAUUCUUAGCCUGUUGCUGUUACCAGACAUUCAGAAGUGAUAUUCUGAGAGCCAGUCUCUCUCUGUGGGAGGGAAAAGCCUUUCUGCUAUUGAUUUACAAGACUCUGAAAUCCCUAAUGCAACUCAGCCCUGAAAUGUGAUAUUAUGUCCUCCUCACUGCCCUGUAGCUACCGGAAAAGUCAACUUCUCAGUGCUGUUAGAGAUUAUAACCACCGUUAGUGGUUUUAGUGCCUUAUUCUGUCUAUUUUAUGUUUCAUUUGUGUGGGUUUUGCCUGUUUGUUUAAAUUUAACACUUGGUUGAGAUGGGUUGUAAUUGGUCUUUUUGUGUUUACUAUUCAAGUCUGCAUUUCAAAGAAUGGAAUUUUCAAUCCCUUUUAAUGUUGUCAGCACCUGCAAAACAGUAUUUGGCACGUGUUUACAUAUCAGGGUCUGCAUGGUAGAUUAGGGGUUUGAGCAUCUGACCAGUAGCUGCAAGGUUGUUAAAUCAAAUCCCCUAGAUGAAAAAUAUUUUCUGUCCCUGAACAAGGUAGUUAGUCCUAAUUGACCCCAGGUUGUAUGUGAAAAUGGGGUGUUCUCAGUCAUUUUUCAUUCACUAUGGCAAUGUUGUACUUACACUAUUUUGAAAGCCUGCUGCUGAAGAGUGUAUUUUUACUCCAGAAAAUUCAUAUCAGAAAUCCAACUGUAAAUUGGUGUCAACUGUGAGUUAUUUCAUAGUGCUGUUAACAUGGUUUCCUUUUAUUCAGCUAGAAGAGAAACAUUUUGCUUCGUACUGUAUGUAAACCUUUUAUAUGGUUAUUAAUAUUGAUCACUGUUUUUUUAUGUUCUUUCAAAUAAAUGUUGUUUUUAUUGAGUCA
This is a messenger RNA of Esox lucius (northern pike), 1993 nucleotides long. Its product is annotated as glycolipid transfer protein. The coding region runs from base 207 to 836 and encodes 209 amino acids. Gene Ontology annotation, molecular function: ceramide 1-phosphate transfer activity; ceramide 1-phosphate binding. The transcript is spliced from 5 exons. NCBI's taxonomy places the organism in Eukaryota, Metazoa, Chordata, Actinopteri, Esociformes, Esocidae. Gene Ontology annotation, cellular component: membrane; cytoplasm; cytosol. Gene Ontology annotation, biological process: intermembrane lipid transfer; ceramide transport. The record is from RefSeq and is a predicted model, not a curated record.